Molecule: messenger RNA, 9652 nt
Organism: Amoebophrya sp. A25
Lineage: Eukaryota; Dinophyceae; Syndiniales; Amoebophryaceae
Source: the annotation of a GenBank genome assembly
CGACAAUUUUUCUCAUAGUACAAGUACCUACAACUUACAACAUCAAACAGAAAAAUCUAUCAUGGCGCACUUGGUGGACCGGAAAGUGGCAGGGCGCGUUAUCUUGCAGCCUCCACCUGGCUUCCGGAGCGAUAGGAACACUUUUUCCCUCUCCAGUUUUGGCAGUUGCCCCGAACAUUACGGGUCCCCAAGCACUACCGGAAAAGACGAGGAAGAAGACUCUCUCUCUGGUGCGUUAGGACAUUAUAUUUUAGGGAGGUGCUCAACCUGCAUAGAGCACAUGCUUGUACAGCUCAUAGAAGUGAUGAAGAUGAACUCAUAGAGCCAAGGAAAAAUAGAGCGCAUGCUUGCACAACUGUUUUCUUUUUUUCUCGAGAACAAAUUCGAUCUACAUGGGAGAUAAGUAACUUAACGUAAGUGUGAGUGCUCUUCUAAUAUUCAACGCAACUCAACAGCAAGCAAAUCCGAACUACGUGCCAGACAUAAAGAUUGCACAUUGCGGAUCCGCUGGACGUGCUGAUGGCGACGAUGACGCGAGUAAAGAACAACAGAGCACAAAUCUUGGGGAAGGAGGGCAAUCUAGUGGCAGGAGGCUUUCUCGGACUCACGAUAAUGGUUUCAUGUCCGAGGCAAAAUUAUGGGAAACAUUACUCAUAGGACACUGAAAGUAGUACUGCAGCUGCGUGCACAUGUGGAUUUUAUAUAUAUAACUUACAGUAAUGAGAAUGAGUCUACUGCUGCCCUGCUAAUUCUACUUGAGUACUUAUGUUGUGAGUAAAAUUCUCUUCUCUCUCUUUAAUCAGAUCCGAGGAGCAUGGUGCUACUGGAAGUUCCGGAGCAGGGCACUUGGAAGUUGCUCUUUCGCGGCAUGAGAAAUUGGUGCGAGCGCCGACUCCUUCGCCCAUGGGGUCGCCAAAUUCAUGGCGUUCGGGGUCGCCAAAUUCAAAAAAAAGUGCAGCUGACGUGCAUAUAUUACAACGCAGACACUCAGUUAAGGCUGAUGAUAAUUCAAUAAUAAUAAAUAUUGAUAAAAAUCAUAGUUACCCUUUUCUCUUCUAUAUCUUCCUCUGGUCUGUCUUUUUUCUAGUUAGGUCGGCUCCACCACAAAUAUUAAUGGAAACCAUCUUCACUCAGGAGGUUAAGGUUAUUUAUUUCUCUCUAUCUUUCUCUAUUUCCUCUCUCGGAUGAAUUGAAAAAAUUAACUUAAAAAAAACAACUAUUUUCAGCUCUAAUUUAGGAGAUUCAGUACGGAGCUCACUGUUGCUUUCACCGGCAGGGGGUGAACUAUCGAUGACCGCUGAAGCUGACCCAGGAAGCGCGACAAAAUUCGAUCCUCCGCCACGAGGGAAGAGUACUAAUUACGACAACGGGCUGUUUGGUAAGAGUUGUUAAUAGGUGAAAGCUGUUGUUUUGUAUCAAGACGACUAUUCGAUCUGUUGGAGUUGGGGAAUUGCAGCUGUUGUUGUGUAAGAAACAUUGUUGUGUAUUAGGGUAAACAUUUUCUAAUCCCGUGAUGGAGAUUCCAGCAACAAGCAAAUUUUCAACAACUCCUCAGAAACACCUCUAGGAGUACCUAGCAACGCAGUCUUAGGAGGAUCGGCGCAUACUGGGCACACUCCAGCAGCAUCGUCUUCUAGUAGCUCAACGAUGCCGCAAAGAACGCCGAAUGUGAUGAACAGCGUACCUGCGCCUCCACAACUUAUGGCUCCUAGAUUGUUUAUUACUUAGUACUUUUAUCAUCACAAUAAAGCAUAGUUAUAGUUUGUUUCAAAAUAUACGUAAAAAACCCACACUCGUAGCAUGAUCCACACCAGAUUUAUUGCCUUCAAGACAAAAGAAAAACUACCACGACUUCAACAUUGUAUCUUCUAACAAAUACCUAGUCGAAUUCGACCAACACCUCCGGACGUUCUCUUUGCGUGCCGGCACUUCCGCGCAGUACAUUUUCAGCGUCGACUAUGAAAAGAAAAUCUGUUAUCAUUAUCAAGUUUCUUACGUAGAAAAGUAUGACAAUGAUAACAUAUUUUGGUUUCAUGUAGACAGGUGGGGCCGACUAGAACACCUGCAUUUCGGACCUUGGAUCGGCUUGGGGCAUGAUUUGACGUACUUAUCCGAGAACGACCCGAACUUGACGUUCGAGCCCGCGCCAGCGAGUGAUCCGUUUUCGAAUUCUGAGUUACUGCGUCUAGUAGAAGCAGCGCGAGACGUGGACCCUUCGCAGCUCUGGUCCCUGGCGAAUCAGAUGGCGCAUGAACGUGCUGGCAAUUGGCAUUUUGCACGCGUUGAGAACAUCACCUGGCGAUUGCGGCACUUGUGGAGGAAGACGCCACACUGCACUACGGGCAUCACGAAGAGUGGGGAUGUGGGGAGUGGAGUUAAGGACUUCGUUUUGUACUAGUCGUUCGAGUGCAGCUGCGUUCAUUGCAAUUAAUAUUUAGACCAGAUCAUGGAUCAUGGACGAGUAGGAAACAGCAACAUGUAUACGUGUACGAGAGAAGCUGCAUAGGUUUCUACAUUUAUUUUCCCUACCGUUGCAUUUAUUCUGCGCCACUUCAUAUCAGCCGUUGCGGUGUCCGGAUCCCCAGGAAGCAAAACUGCAACGGCCGAUCCUAGUAGUAAUGCGAUGAGAAAGCCCUCGUCUUCUCCAGCACCUGGCUUGCAUGUAUCAGGAUCAUACCAGCAGAUCCGAAGUGACUCAAACAAUAGCUCCACACUCCCAGACGACUACUCGGGAGAUGAACAAGUAAUACCACCAUACAGCGACGGAGACCAGCCGAGAUUACUUAAGAGAUGUUGAAUGUGUAUUCAGUGAAUAGUUCUUGCGUGAUUGAAUACCUGGGGAAAAUUGCGGUGCAUCUUGAGGACAAUUUCAUCUCUAAGCUUCUCGGUGACGCGCAGAUCAAUUCCGUUUCGAUCCUGAACCUGCUUGAAGUCUCCAGUCUACAGCGCUGUUCUGCUUUUCAGUCCAGUUUUCACAAUGUCGACCCUGCGGCUGCCUUCGAUGACCAACCGCCUUCCAUGCCAACAUCAGCCAAUGUUAUGGGAGUGGGAGGCCGAACUUCAGAACACACCAACUUCUCGGAAGGGAGUCGCACUCCAGAGGAGCUGGAUCGCAGUCAGAUUAAGAUAUCUGGAAGUCCAUCUUCAGAACCAUUUUGGACCUUCGUCCAAGGGGAAAACUGGCCCAGGAUGACUUUCAAGAUGGAUGCCGGGAAGGUCCUCUAAUUAGAGCGCGAUAUUGCCUCCAACUGGUAGCACAGGGCCGCCAUUGUUGCGGAAUGCUGCCGGUCAGAAGCGCGUUCUGGGUGUCUCAGCGAUGCAUCCGCCACCAGUGUCACCCAUCGAGCAAGAAGAGUCGAUUUUUUUGGGAGGCAAAAAAAAGGCGCGGAAUUUUUCUGCUAGCAGUGCGAAUUUGUUGAGUGGACGACACGCAAAUAACACAGCAGGGACUCAGCCACUGUCUUUGCAGUCAGCGGCUAGUAGUUCCUUUUAUCGUCCCGCGACAGCGUCAUCUGCAGCAGGCAUUUUUCAGACGUCAGCAAAUAGUUGCAGCUACGGGUCCUCCUCUAGUUAUAAGUUCUUUGAUGUUCUUCUGCAAAUCUUGUUCUUCAUUUUCCGAGGUGCUUAUGUGUUUUGUCCUUCAUCUUGAAACAGAGAUUAUAGCGCUUCCUCCAAUAGUCGAGUCUAAUAUUCCGGAUCUACUUCCACCUCCGCUUCAGCGUCUACAUCGAACUACAAGAGUGCCAACCACGGCUUCUACGACGCACAGAGUCCGAUGAGAUCACGGCUUCGUGGUUCUCCCAAGUCUCCGACAGGACCUGGGAUUUUCUCAACUCUAGCAAAAGCAGCAACAGUAGACGACGGAGGUGGGGGCGGAGGCGAUAGCACGAGUAGUAGUACUUUGUUGGCGUCCACAGGAGGAGGAGCAGUGCCAACAUCCAGUUCUCUCGUGAGUGGAAAUAGCAAUACCAAUGGAGGUUUUCUGAAGCGCGCCAGGGAUCAUGGAAGAGCAGCUGGUCAUGGGCAAAAACGUGCAGCGACGAAGCCUGUAGUCUUCUCGCCAGUUAACGAAAUGUUACCCGGAGGAGGCGGCGAAGGAACAAGUGCUCGAGGUAGAGGGAUCGAGUUCCUCAGAGCUGGCAGUGCAACAUCGGCUGGUGGAAGGGAAGAGGAUGGACCGAAUCCUUUCCAUUAAGACUGUACAGCAUCGUGGUGUGAAAACACGUACUACUACUACUACUACUGCAAAAGUAAUGAUCUCAGCAUCAAUUAUUCUUGCGGGAGAAUGAAAGUUACUGUCAUUUUUAGAUAGUACAACCUUUCUAACAUAACUUAGAACCCCCCAACCCAUUGCACCACCAUGGACGACAGGGAGAAAGGGGUUCGAAGUUGUACGAGGUUUCGGAAUUUGGCACUGGCGAUUUUCGAAGUCCGAGUUUGCAAGUGAAAUUCAGAAGAGACGGAUCCAGGCUGCUACCAUUGACCUACAGAAGUCACAGAAUCAUCAAGGGGAUACUGCCAUCAGACACGGGUUUGCCAUUAGUGGGGGGUGCGGAUCCGAGUGGAGCGGAAACGCUAGUGGUGGACAUGGUCGACACAUUCACGGAUCUGGUGGUGCAGGUAUUAGAGAAUAGACUUCUUUAAGUAUAAAGUAAAAGGUCUUGUUGAUGAUAUAUUAUAUUUCAUUAAAGAGUAGUGUAGUUUGAUACUACAACAGUUGUGCGAUUGGUAUCACGAAUGUCACAAAAUGAGAACCAAUCUUCAAUCCUCCACAGCUCAUCUACACCGUCUUUCCGGACUUGGACUGUGUGACGAGGCGGAUCCGCAUUCAGAAUACAGCACGCUUGAGUUUCUCAGACAUCGAGAUUAUCAAAUGUAUGUCUGCCAGUCUCGACUUCUUGACCAACGAAUGGCACUUGCUCUCUCUGCAUGGUGGAUGGGCCAACGAACGACAGAUGAAAUCCCGUAGACUUGAGUGUGGCGGCACAGUACAGUUGGGCUCCAGUCGUGGCGUCUCGAGUCACCAGACAAACCCUUUUUGUGUGCUCAGUGUAGGCCCGCCACAGGAAGAGUUCGGAGACUGCUACGGAUUCUGCUUGCUGUAUUUAAGGCAGUGGUUUUGAUUCAUAAGCGCUAUCAAUAUGCAGUUUGGUCACGGGGAUCAUGUAGUUAUUGUUUAUAACAAGAAAGUUUAAGUUUUCUUUCACCAGCACGAUUGUGGGGCGUCUCUAACUCCUAGCGGCAACUGGAUCAUGGAGAUCGAGAGUGCGGAAACCGGUUGCGUCCGCAUCAACGCGGGCAUCAAUCCAGCAAACUUUUCCUGGAACUUCAAUAAGAAAGUACUUUUCUUAUUGGUUUCUCUUUUACGCUAACAACUUAUCACAGGAGCUUUCACUCUACUUCUAGAAAUAAUCAUUCACUACCCCCAUCUCAGAACGACGCUUUCGAAACGCCAGAGUUACUCUGCGUUUAUUCCAGCAAGGGCUUAGGAGACUUGACACGGAUGUUUCAUCGCGUCUUCCAGGAACGCUUAAUUCGAAAGAGGUGGAGCAAUCUCGUAGCACCGGUGCUGAUCAAUACGUGGGAGGUAAUAUUCUUGUUUGUUCGUAGACUAUAGGUAAGUAGUUAUAACUCUCUUAACGGUUCCGCGCAACCUUUAUAAGACACAGGUAUGCCACUUAAGUGUUUCCCUUAACGGUUGCUUAACGGUUUCGGGAAACGGAUAAGACCGGGUUCUCUGGAGUGUUUCGCUUAACGGUUGCUGAAAGGGCCCCUUACGUGCCUCGCGAGGUACUUAGCGAGGCAGGCCACGACAGGGCGUUAGGGUCUGUUAAGUGCCUCGCGGGGCACUUAAGUGCCUCGCGAGGCACUUACGACGCACUUCACGAUGGUGCCCCUUAAGAGGCACUUACGAGGCAUGUAACGGCAGGGUCUGUUAAGUGCCUCGCGAGGCACCUACGACGCACUUCACGAUGGGGCCCCUCAAGUGCCUCACGAGGCACUUACGAGGCAUGUAACGGAAGGGUCUGUUAAGUGCCUCGCGAGGCACUUACGAGGCACUUAACGGUGGGGCCCCUUAAGAGGCACUUACGAGGCAUGUAACGGCAGGGUCUGUUAAGUGCCUCGCGAGGAACUUAAGGGCCUCGCGGGGCACUUGUGAGGCACUUAGCAGAAGGCGCCCUUAAGUGCCUCGCGAGCCACUUAUCAGGCACUUAACAGCGGGGUAGUCAGGCCUCUAAUACACGGGCGCCGCACUUCAGCUUUCCUUUACAGUGACCCAUUCUUACUUUCUACUUGUAGCCUCGCAAACAUUCCCAAAUGACAGCCUCUCUAUUUCGACGUUACGCACGAAAACAUCUUGAAACUCGGACGAGCAGCGAAAGAAGCUGGAGUAACCCUGCUUGUCCUAGAUGAUGGCUGGUUCGGCUCGCGAAACGACGAUGCUAGUAGUCUCGGAGACUGGACCGAGGAUCCAGCGAAACUGCCACGUGGUCUCAAAGGUCUAGCAGAAGAUCUAAAGCAGAUGGACCUUGGACUCGGAAUCUGGAUGGAGCCAGAAAUGGUGAAUAAGAAUUAUGACACAUGAUCAAAGAUAUGACACGAAAUUGGUCUUCUCCUUCUGCGAUGAAUUUGUUACGACGCUACAUCAUAAAAAUGGUCUUCGUCUUCUGCGAUGAAUUUGUUACGACGCUACACUAGAUAGACAAUCCUCUUUAUCUUCAUGCUAUUGUCAGUCAAGUCGAUCUAGAAGCAAAGCCUGAUCUUGCCACACGCUCUUCUUCUAACAUCCAUCGGUCCUCUACCGCAAGCAUCCUUCUUGGGUUCUCCAUCACCCAGACCGCAUCCGCUCUGAGGGCCGCAACCAACUAGUGCUAGACUUGACGCGUGCAGAAGUACAGGAUUACAUCAUCGCAGCAGUCUCAAAAGUCCUAGAGGAUGCUAACAUCACCUACCUAAAGUGGGACAUGAACCGCGCGUUGACGGAUGCAUUCUCGAUCGCCUAUCCAGCGGAACAACAGGGCGAGGUGUAUCACCGAUACGUUUUGGGAUUGUAUCGCAUCCUGGCAACAGUGACGGAGCGGUUUCCUCAUGUGCUGUUUGAGUCGUGUGCCAGCGGUGGCGGACGCUUUGAUGCUGGACUCUUGCACUACUGUCCGCAGACGUGGACUAGUGACAACACAGACGCCUUUUCGAGAACGAGGAUUCAGAUCGGAACGAGCUUUAUGUCGGGGAUUUUUAGUGGUGAUUGAAACGUUUUUACGUGCAAGUAGCUGGCUUAUUCAUUAGACUUUGAAGUACAAUCUUCUACAUGAUAAUCGUGCAGAGGACUACUUUUUUACCAGAAGAUGAAAGCCUUCAUCUUCUCAACAUACCGCGUCUAAUGUCCUAUGGGCCCCAGUCCGGAGUAUGGGAGCGCACAUCACGACAUGCCCGAAUCACCAAACGCAAAGGACGGUUUUGUUGAAGACGCGCUUCAUAGUGGCACUCUUUGGAACCUUCGGCUUAGAGCUGGACCUGACAAAAAUGAAUAGUGAGGAGCUCCGCGAAAUACGUGACCUGGUGGUCUUGCGGAAUUCUCUGGCGCCAGUAAUUUUACACGGUGUCUUCUACAGAUUGCCUGGUUUCGGCUACCCAGGUUUCGACUAUGGCCAUUCUGCUGGCUUGACCUCUGCGAACGGUGUUUCCAAUGUCUAUGCCUGGAUGUGCGUGGAACAGGAUCAAGGAGGGUCCACUCCUCAGCGCGCUGUUGUGAUGGCUGUCGUGUUGCAAAGGGACACGGUGGGUCAGUUUCCUUCUCGUUUACGUUUGAGAGGAUUGAAUCCGCAGGCGCAAUACCGACUGCGGGAGCACGUGCCAACACUCUUAGCGGCUGGUGUCUUCAACGGCAUUUCCCAAGCGGGCGGACCGAGAUACAAACACUCGCGCGCACUCUGCUUGACAGGGAGUUUGUUGAUUAUGAUAGGUUUUGGUAGCAGGUACUGGUAGGUCUGCGUCAGUAAGGAGGAUUACAAGGUUGCAGUUCUCCUCAGGAGGUCUAUGAAUUGCAGUUCUCCUGAGGAGGUCUAUGAAAAAGCUUUGUUCAAAAAUAAGUUGAGGGCAAAGGAACAAAAGUCCAUCGUUACAGCACGCUCAACGGAACAUCCGUGAAAAACAACUGCCUCUAAAUUGCUGAACGUUGGGUUACCGAUCCACUUCAACUUCGACGGAGAUAGCGCUCUAUUCGAACUCGUGGAGGUGCUUAACUAGAAUUGGAGAUGUUUGAAAACGCCAUUUUUUUGUCAUAGUUCGUGGCUGGAGCGGCGACUCUGACUUCUUGAUUUUUUGUCUGCGAUGAAUAAAUCAUACUUCGCCUACUUGUUUAGAAAGAGCUUCUUCUUCCGUCCAGAAACUUAUAGAUCAAGAUUUUUUCCAUAGCCAAACGAAUUUGUUUCUUUUUUGUCUCUUACGCUGCAAAAAGUGGAGCAGCUUUUUGUCAUGCCUCAACUAGGACGAGGUAGAUACAUAGAGACGUAAAAUUUUUUAUAUGAAGCCUACCCCAAAACCUAGCGCGACAAGUUCUUUCUCAGCACCAAUGCUGAUUGGCCUUCCUUGAGCAGGUCUGCCUGAUUUUUAAUCUUCCGCUUAAAUUUGAUUGAUAUAAGAAAAUGCCUUGCCUGGUUCCUUUGUUUGACGUGAUUAGUGUCUUUUAGAAGUUUUCAUCAUCGUGAUAGCCAGUUGCCGAAUGCUGCUAUCAUUAGGUUGUUCAAUUUUUGAACAUGUUCAUGUUCUGUACCUUGCACAGAUAUAUCGUGUUACUUAGUAAUGAAAAAAAAAGCAGACGAAGACUCAUAUCAUGUGUACGCAUAUUAGCAUACUCCCUGCAUGCUGAUGCCAUUUAGUGCAAAUGCUCGGUCCAUUGUUAAUGAUUAUCAUGGAUUCGUCGCUUGUCAUUGAAUGACGACAAGCAAAUUUUCAAGGUACAUGUUUUUUCUCCCACAUUUUUAGAGUGUAGCAUUAUGAUGUCAUCUUCACCCUCCACUCAUAUCUAUGCUAGAAGUACACAUACGUCUUAUCUACGUAGGUGGAUUAAAACCCUUCGCGCAGAGUUGUAUAGCUGCCGUUUAAUGCGUAGAUGUAUUCUGGGCUUGUGUACAUUCAUAAGGACGAUCAAUUCCAUGCUCUGCUAACAGAUUUCCUCUGAAGUAGAUUUUUGCUGUUUUUCACUACCCUGAAGCUGAAUAGAUUGGUAUGGUCACCCCCCUUCAGCACAACUCCACUCUCGAUAGAAACACAAAUAUCUACUGCUGCAGGUACUCGUAAAACAGUACCAUGAAGCAGAAGAUGGAAAUAUGUAUAGGUGGCGUGCAACAUUCCUUAACCCUCUGACUAAAGUUGUCUUGCACGACAAGCAGAUUUUUGACAGUAAUUGACUAGUUCUCGCACCUCUAGCUGACCAUUCUUACACUCGUCUGACUACUCUGUCUUACUCCAGCAUGAAAAUUACAUUCUUACAUUCGAAAACAAGACAGGAUUGGAGAAUCACGAAACACUGUGCGCGGAGGAAAACACAUGGAGCUGUUCGUUGGACUGUUUUAUGCUGAUGAAAAUGCUUUUCAUUUUCUCAAAAGACAAAAUCCCAGUGAUGGUCUCAGGUGGGAUGAUGCUGCAAAUC